CCGGGGGAGUGAACGGGCUUCUCGUCUCCAUCCCUGGCUCCCACCCCCUACCCCGGCCUGGUCCGGUGCCAGCUGCUGCCCCGCUGCUUUCCGUCGUUGCUCGGUUCAAGAACACGGACGCACGGAGGGGUUGAAAAAGGGGAGUAGGCAUCCACCGGCAGCAGCAGCAGCAACGAGGGCAUAAAUCAAAUCAAUCAACCGGGUUUGGACUGGAGAUUGGAGGGGCCAAAGAGAGAGAGAGAGAGAGAGAGAGAGAGAGAGAGGAGGGGGGAGCUUCUCUCGGUCAGCUUCCAAAGCGCCUCCCUUUCCCCUCUGCAUUGAGGGGGGAGAGCAUUUGGUGCGGGGGGAGAUGGGGAGGAGGAGGAGGGGCGGCGGAAUGCCGGGCGCGGCCUCGCUGCCGCUGCUGCUCCUGGCCGCCUGCUGCUGCUGCGUCUGGCCCCGGACGCAAAUCUUGGUCGCCGCCACCACCGACGCCACUGACCUUACUGCCCUCAACACGCUCUUCACUAGCUUGAAUUCUCCGGGGCAGCUCAAAGGCUGGCAAGUGAAUGGCGGUGACCCUUGCGGCGAAUCAUGGCAGGGCAUCACUUGCUCAGGAUCGUCGGUUACAGCAAUCAAAUUACCAAGCUUGGGCCUGUCCGGGAAUUUGGGCUACAAUAUGAAUACCAUGAGUUCAUUGGUCGAGCUUGAUAUGAGCCAGAACAGCCUUGGUGGUGGACAAGCGAUACAAUAUAAUCUCCCCACAGCUAAGCUUGAGAGGCUCAAUCUUGCAGGAAACCAGUUUGGUGGAGAGUUGCCCUACUCGAUUUUCUCGAUGAAUAAUCUUAAGUAUUUAAAUAUUAACCAUAACCAGUUACAAGGAAAAAUGACCGACGUAUUUUCCAACCUUGGCAGCUUGACAACAGUGGAUCUCUCCUUUAAUUCUCUUACUGGUGACCUACCAGAAGGUUUAAGUUCACUGUCAAGUGUUAAAACUCUAUAUUUGCAGAACAAUCAGUUGACCGGUUCUAUCAAUGUCCUAGCCAAUCUUCCCCUUUCUGAUCUGAAUGUUGCAAAUAAUCGCUUCACUGGUUGGAUUCCUAGUCAACUUAAGAAGAUAAAUAGUCUACAGACUGAUGGUAAUUCUUGGACUACGGGACCAGCACCACCGCCACCGCCAUUUACAGCUCCACCUUCAAACCGUAGGAAGAGCCCAGCUAAAAAAGACGAUGGUUCAUCAACUUCUGAUGGGAAAUCUGGAAUAAGUGGCGGUGCUGUAGCGGGCAUUAUCAUAUCUUUGCUGGUCGUCGGAGCAAUUAUUGCAUUUUUUGUGAUAAAAAGGAAGCGCAAAUCUAAGAGGGAGGAGCACUUUGAACAGCACCAGCCAUUCACUUCAUUCCCUUCAAACGAAGUUAAAGAUACGAAGCCUUUCGAAGAGUCAACCGCAAUAGAUGUGGACUCUUUGGCUUCCCCUGCUUCAGUUGGUCUGAAGCCACCUGCCAAGAUUGAACGCAACAAGUCAUUCGAUGACGAUGAUGACUUCUUGAGCAAACCCGUCGCAAGGAAAAGCAAUACAAAACCUAUAAAGGCAAUUGUUUAUUCAGUUGCAGAUCUACAAAUAGCAACAGAUAGCUUCAGCAUGGACAACCUUGUUGGAGAGGGUACUUUUGGACGUGUCUACAGGUCACAGUUUAACGAUGGAAAGGUUUUGGCCGUGAAGAAACUGGAUUGUACCGUAAUACCAUUCCAAUCAUCUGAUGACUUUGUUGAACUGGUCUCAAACAUUUCGAUUUUGCACCAUCCGAAUCUCAAUGAGCUUGUGGGCUACUGCAUGGAACAUGGACAACACUUGCUUGUGUAUGAUUUCCACAGGAAUGGAUCACUUCAUGAUCUACUUCAUCUUUCAGAUGAAUACAGCAAGCCACUUAGCUGGAACACUCGCAUUAAGAUCGCACUAGGAUCUGCCCGUGCACUGGAGUAUCUUCAUGAAGUAUGUUCUCCAUCCGUCGUUCACAAGAAUUUCAAGUCAUCCAACAUUCUGCUCGACUCAGAAUACAAUCCACACCUUUCAGAUGCUGGACUCGCUAGCUUUAUUCCUGAUGCUGAGUUUCAGACAGCAGAACAGAGUGCCGGGUGCACUGCCCCAGAGGUGGACAUGACUGGCCAGUACACUAUGAAGAGCGAUGUCUACAGCUUUGGGGUUGUCAUGCUAGAGCUUUUGACUGGACGCAAACCAUUCGACAGCUCCAAGCCUUGGUCAGAGCAGUCACUUGUGCGGUGGGCGUCUCCCCAGCUCCACGACAUCGAUGCGUUGGACAGGAUGGUCGAUCCUGCGCUCAAGGGUCUGUACCCUGCCAAGUCUCUUUCACGAUUCGCCGACGUGCUUGCCUUGUGUGUCCAGGCUGAGCCGGAAUUCAGGCCACCGAUGUCGGAGGUGGUGCAGGCGCUGGUCCGUCUCGUGCAGAGGGCCAACAUGACGAAGAAAAUGCUCGAUGGCGACGCUUCCCGGCGAGGCGAUGACCAGGACCAGGAUUUCAUAUGAUGGAAGCACAACCACUCUAAUAUAUCCCCUGAUAUCGCAGCAUCUGAGAUUGUAUUCGUUUAUUUCUUCUAGCGCCUAGCCUGGCCGAGAGAAGAGUGGAAGAAGAGGAGAACAGAAAUAUUGUCCUGUUCCGUCAGUACAUAUCACACAGGUUUCGCUUGAUUUAUUAUACCCAAGUAUUAGUAGUGUUGUUUGGCUGUGUCAUGUCCACAAAUCAGCGCCCUGGUCUCAUAUUGGUGCCAUCAUGUUAGAUUUAACACUUACCUAUAUCUACAAAUGCUCCAAAUAAACAUGA
This is a messenger RNA of Hordeum vulgare subsp. vulgare (domesticated barley), 2816 nucleotides long. RefSeq names its product protein STRUBBELIG-RECEPTOR FAMILY 6-like. Gene Ontology annotation, biological process: protein phosphorylation. NCBI's taxonomy places the organism in Eukaryota, Viridiplantae, Streptophyta, Magnoliopsida, Poales, Poaceae. Bases 350 to 2521 code for a protein of 723 amino acids. The transcript has 16 exons. The record is from RefSeq and is a predicted model, not a curated record. Gene Ontology annotation, molecular function: protein binding; ATP binding; protein kinase activity.